AUGGCGGUCGCAGACGACAGUCCCUCCGACGUGGCAAGGUGUGUCCCGAGACACCUUCAGCAGCAUGGGAGUGUGCACAUCACCGCUCUGGGCACGGCGCUGAGCUCCCUAGUCACCCUGUCGGAGGUGCUCAAGAACAGCAAGCUUGUGGAUGAGGUGAAGCUCACCACUUGUCUGGAGCACUUUAAGGACGAGUUCAGGUAUGGCUGA
Auxenochlorella protothecoides is the source of this 210-nucleotide messenger RNA. RefSeq lists its product as hypothetical. Bases 1 to 210 code for a protein of 69 amino acids. The record is from RefSeq and is a predicted model, not a curated record. The transcript has 2 exons. Gene Ontology annotation, molecular function: nucleic acid binding. Lineage: Eukaryota; Viridiplantae; Chlorophyta; Trebouxiophyceae; Chlorellales; Chlorellaceae.